Tetrahymena thermophila SB210 is the source of this 627-nucleotide messenger RNA. Its product is annotated as oxidoreductase, short chain dehydrogenase/reductase family protein. The transcript has a single exon. NCBI's taxonomy places the organism in Eukaryota, Ciliophora, Oligohymenophorea, Hymenostomatida, Tetrahymenidae. The record is from RefSeq and is a predicted model, not a curated record.
AUGUAUCUAGAAAAAAGUAGUGUUGUAGUCAUCACUGGGGGUUCUUCAGGGAUAGGAGAAGCUCUUGUCAAGCUUUUCUUAGAAAGAGAGUGCAUGGUAAUCAUAGUAGACAAGAAAGAAGGAAACUCACCUUAACUUUAGUAUCAUUAUGGAUCAAAUAGGUGUCAGUUCUAUUAGUGUGAUGUCCUUGAUGAGUUACAAGUUUCAGAGUUAUUCAUCAAAUUGAUGGAGAGACAUGUUCGCAUUGAUUUUCUUUACAAUGCAGCUGCUAUUAAUAAAUUCAAUGAUGAUCCUUCUCUCUAGCCUUCAGCAAAAAUGACCAAAUAUGCUUGCAUAAUGAUGACAAACCAAAAAGGCGCCAAAAAAGACUAGCCUUACUAAGGUGUAAUUGUUGAUUUGGCAUAAGGUUCCAAGUAAGGUGUAGAUGACGUUUCAACUAAUGGAAUGUGCCCUGUUUACUUCAGACAUGGAAUCAGAAUUAUUAAUACUCCUUUUUGUGCAUUCACUGACUCAAUAUCAAAGCAAUAAAUAAAAGAUAUCGUAUACAGUAUCUUCAAGCUCUCAAUAUCAGAUUAGAAGUUUACCGAAUUUCUACAGCUAUCACCAAUAGGAUCACCAUCUCUAUGA